CCAAAAAAGCAAAGUGGGCUCGAGCUUUUUCGUUUAUUGCGGCAGGGCGUUAUCGCCUGUGUUUCUAAUUAAGUUUUUUUUUUUUUCUUUUGCAGCCGCUAUGAGCCCGCGUAUCGGCACUUAAGCGGAUCGCGAAGUGACUCGUGCGCUCUCGAAUUGUGAUCGUUUUGAACAGCGCGAGACGAUGUGACAAGCGUCGAAUGGCUUCGCCUCCUCCACGCCGAAAUGUCAGCAGUAGGCCGCACAAGCAACACCUGUCCCCACUUCAGGUUCUGCUGCAAAUGGGAUUUCCGAAGCACAGAGCCGAGAAGGCUCUUGCGGCGACUGGAGACAGGGGAGUGCAGUUAGCGGCCGAUUGGCUUUUAGCUCACGUCAACGACCCCACCUUGGACGACAGCACUCCUAGAGAAUAUAUUCUUUAUCUCUGCCCGGUGGGACCCCUUCUGGAGCAGCUGCAGAAGUUCUCUCUCCAGUCUAUGCUGCAGUGUGGACGCAAUGGUGCACACAACUACCUGCCACAUAUCACGCUGUGCUCUUUUUUUCAGGCCCCGGAUGAUGCUAUCGGGCAUCUCAGUCGAGCACUGCAGCAUGUCGUGGAAAAGCUGAAACCAGAACUUCCGGAGUCUAUUAAGCUCGAACAUUACACCUCACAAACGUUUCUCGGGCUUUUUGUGGCCGAAGAACACAACGAUGCAUUAAAAAAGCUUGCCAUUUAUUUUAUGAGAGAGGUUUCCGAAUUUAUUGUAUCCGAUAUCGGGGCACUGGAGGUGUUGGGCACUUGCUUCCCGUGGUGCUCGUCUUCUUAUUCUUCCCUUAGCAAGACUGCUUCGCGAAACAGGCGUAUCCAAGUGGAGCCCUAUCUGAAGGCCCUGCACAUCACACUUGCGUACCAGUUUCAAUUAGAGCAGUACGCCACAUUAGAGAAGCUUAGCCAGGCUAUCAACACCAACACUGCGGCAUGCUGGGAACUCAGGCUGUACUCCCGUGACACCAGAAUAAAAGGUUGCGAGGUCCACAAAGUGCUGUACUCGCAUGUGCCAAAGGAGCCCGAUGAGCUGGAGCUUCUCAUCGGCGACUUCGUGUACGUGAGCGGAGAGCACCUUGGUGCGGCCACCGAUGGCUGGGUGGAGGGCACCUCGUGGCUCACAGGAGCCACGGGAUUCUUGCCCAAGAACUACAUUGAGCGGACCGCCGAGUCGGAUGCCUGGACACUGCACAGAUCGAUAACAAUUGUGAAGGAUGUCUUUAUUGACGGUCUGGACGAUGCUGUACUACCAAGGAGGCCAGCAGUAGCUGCAGCACAGGCUCCAUCUAGCCCUCAAAUGUGUGCCAAAGCACCGGCAGUAGCCCAGGUGGCUCCAGCGUCACCGUCAGCUGCAUCGUCGGCUGUGCAACCACAACCUCCACAGGCUGCAGAGAGGGAGGAAAAGGUCACCACUCCACCAAAGGAGAUUAUCUACGAGAACCUAGGAUUUUUAAAUCAAGCAGCGAAGCAAGAAAAUGCCAAGGUCAGCACGAGUCCACGAAAGCUCUACGUUGCCCGACACGCAGAGCGUGUGGAUUUCACAUUUGGAGCCUGGCUACCAAUAUGCUUUGAUGCAGCUGGGAACUACACUCGGCGGGACCUGAACAUGCCAGCAGUGGUACCAGAGAGGAAAGGAGGCUACAUGGACUAUGCAAAGGACUCCCCUCUGACGAACAUUGGCCUGUAUCAGGCCACACUGACAGGGAAUGCUAUGUGUGAAAGUGGCGUCACAUUCAGUCAUGUAUUUUCAUCUCCAUCCCUGCGCUGCAUACAGACGUGUACGAAUAUCCUGACAGCGUUGCACUUUGACGACAUGCUCAUCAACGUGGAGCCCGGUUUGUUUGAGUGGCUCGCCUGGUACCCUGAAGGCACGCCAGCGUGGAUGACACCUGCCGAGCUGAAAGAGCACGGCUUCCACAUCAACCUCGACUACAAACCACUUAUUGAAACCGAGGAACUGAAGCACAAGAAAGAGUCCGUUGACCAGUACUACGUCCGGAGCUUUUAUGUUGCUCAAAACGUCUUGAAGAGGACGGCACCUGAAGGUGGGAACGUGCUGCUUGUUGGCCACGCGGCGACCCUGGAGACGUGCACUCGCCAGCUGACGGGCCGUAAGCCUCGGACGGCCACGGAGCUCGUACAGCUGGUGCACAAGAUUCCGUACUGCGGCCUUUGCGUGGCCCAGGAAGCUCCGAGCUGCGGACCCCAGACCGCCGCUGAGGGUACGGCCGGGGGCACCGGGUGGGCACUGGUGGCGCCACCUAUCCCUCCUCUAACCCACAGUGCCAAUACCCGUUUCGAUUGGCGCUGUAUGCUUUCGACAUGAUUGUACAAGGCUGACCGGUAUAGUAGUGUCAAAGGAAGAUGUCAGCCUCGUAGGCAGAUUCAUUCACCCGGUGUGCGGUGGGGGAGUGCCACUGACACAAAGCGUUCAGGGCCGGUUUGCAAACGGCAAGAUGCAGUGGCUGCACAUUUUGCCAUUUGAUGCCAUUUGUGAAUCGUCAUCACACCAGUUUACUAAUAUCUAAAUCACUGAAAGGGGCUGACGUUAACAAGUCAGUGUUUUUGACACAGCAGCGCACAUAAACCGAAGCUGGUAUUGAACCCCACUGGUCAGUCUGGAGUCACUACGUUCUUACGUUCAGAUUCAACAUAUCAGCAUCUGCCGGAAAAGGUACAAUUACCAUGGCAAAAAAAAAGCUAAUAUGUGGGAACACACAUGCAGCUUUGACAAUACCCUUCCCCUGUCUUUCUCGUCUUCAUAAUUACAUUGUGCUGCUAUAACAGAGUUAACGUAACAUAAUGCCAACAAUCUAGAGUCACACAUGCUGCCAUAGGAAAAUGGGAUAAUAAAAUGCAUCGCACUGUGUCCCAGCUGAUGUUUUUACAUGCACUCAGUCAACUGUGGGAAUUUCCCGAGGUUAUUGUCUUUAUGUUUGCCAAAUCACCAUUCUAGGUAAACGACCCAGUAUGAUCUUUUCUCUUAGGCUUUUUUUAGAUAUGAAAUGAUAUGUCACUAAAAUAGUGCACCCUAAGAUGCCAGCCAGGUAUUGCACAUUAAUGUACAAAUUUAUUUCAUGGUGACACUUCACCUGCAGGGUUAAAUAUGGACAAGGUAAUCCUCCGCUUAGCUAAAAACAAUGAGGUCUACCCUUGAAGCUCUUUUUAGUGCAUAGAAGAUUGUGCAAAAGAAAGCACCAUGGAGCUGCUGUCAGUGUUUUCUUCUUUCCACACUUCUACCGUUUGAAGCGUGGAGCUGAGGCAUUCAAAGCCACUAGUUGCCCCAGAUCUGAAAAGGAUUACAUGCUGUGGAAUACACGUAAAUUCUAGGUUAAUUUGGCCACAAACUGCUCAUUGUUUCUUAAUACCUUUGGCUGGCUGUCGGUAUCAUGAUCUCUGCUUACAGUUAGUAGGAGGUUCAGGUUUCAUCCUAAUAUCAGCGCCACAAAGACAGCCUUAAACACAGGAAAGCCAAAAGCGCCACUCAAUCUGAAGGAAAUAAGAAAACGGCACAUUUGCGCAAGUUCUCUUUUAGUUAGACAGUCAACAUGUGUAACUGCAUUACUAGGUUGUCGCCGACCAAAAUAUAGCGGGAGCCUUCUUUGUACGAGCCAGUGCAAGGACAGUUUACGCUGUUAAACAAUGCUUGUGGGCGCAAACUAAAACAUACAAAAGAGCGACAACACACACGUGAAGCGUCGGCUGCGAAGCGAUUUGAAGAGUAAGACGUAGGUGUUGCACUUGCACACAAGCAACACCAGAUGCAUUUGUUGUGACACCACCAGAUACCACUCAAUCUUCCUAUGACAAGUUGAUCUACGAGCAGUUGUAGAGAUUGAAGUGUUGCGUACACACGUUGUACUUUAUUUUUGAUGAAAGCAUUUAGUUUGGAGGUUUAGCGUGCUGCACCACGAAGCAAUACAAGAUGGGUUAGCUUCCCAGCUACAGCAGCUGCAUUUUGGUGGCGAAAAUGCAGAAACACCUGCAGACUUUAUUUUAGCGAACGUUGGGCAAGCCCAGUGUGAAGCAGUUAAUCUGGUGUCCCCCACUGCAGUGUGCUUCAUAAUCAUAUCAUACCUCUGGUACGUAGUAACUCUGGGACUCAAAUUGUGUAAACUUUUGCUCAGCCAUGGCUGCGUAAGGAACAUGCUGCAGACUGACCAGUGAAAUGCACAGCACCAACACUGCAGGUGCGCUUGGUCAUUUAAGGUUUAACACAAGCACAUUUUAAGGGCACGGAGUGGAAACAACCACUGCUGAGCAGGGCUCCGGGAACAGCUUGUGUAUGUCGAUGUUGUUGCGCCGAUUUUCAGCUGCCUCUGUCUGCUUGCAAGCGUCGACUAAUUUGGCAAUGGCUCUAACGCUCGGUGUCUACACAUGUGAUAAGUGUGUUAGGUGACUAUAUAGUUCGGUAGAACUUUAAAAGUCCGCAGCAUUUGUUCCUCAAAUGCGGAUGCACACAAGCCUGCACUUAUGAGCGCACACUCCAAACUGUUGUCAUGAGCUAGACAGAGAGCAUUGCCAAAUUUAAGAGAGGGACGAUUUGUUCAGUUGUGGAGACGAUCGACUGUCAUGCUUCGGUCAUUUGAAUGGGGCCACUUCGGACUUCUUCAGUUCUGUCCGACUAUAAUGGAACCUUAGUUUGCUCUUUGCUCCGAGUGCAAAGCUGCUUCAAAACACGAAGCUCUUUACAUACAUUUGUUUUCUGAAGGUUGCAUGCUUGUAACUGUGAGUUUUUGUACUUUUGCUGAAACAGCGUAGGGUACUGAAAUUCUUGUUUCUGUGUCACCUGCAUGGUCUUGUACACAUGCUCUCGUUAAAAAUUAUUUCUGUGGGUCUUUUAAGUAUGGUAAAUUUGGAGUUCUUGGCACUUAAUUUUUUUUUGCUUUGUAGAAAAGUCCUACACCUCGAUAUCCUAAAAAAAGGAGUUCAAAUGUUUACAAUUAUCUUUUCUACAAACUAGCUUUGGUUUUGUUUUCCAGAAAGCAUAUGUGCUUGCUGAUGCAGAAGUUACAUGAAAGUAUUUAGUAUAGACCUCCUCCUUGUAAGGCCUGUGACUUCACGAAAAGUGCAAAAACUUUGAAAUGAUGAUUCACUAAAUUUUGUGUUUAUAGCAUGGUCAAAAAGCUGGAACAUUGUCUCGUGUACACUGGCUGUGUUCGUAGCGUCUUCGGAUGUGUGACUGCAUACUAGACUGCCCCUGGGUACACAUUUGCAGGAGAACAAGUGCCAAUAGUGUUCUUGCAAUUGUAAAGAUAGGUACUGCUUAAGGGUAUCUUUUUAUAAACAGAUGUACAAUGAACUGCAGAAAUGAUGAGCCUUACUAACAAACCUAAGGUUUCCUGUGCUCAAAAGAUAAUCGCGCUGUUUUCCCGUAGAAAUGUAGGCAUCGCGUGGAGAUGAUGCUGCCGCAGUGAGGGUUUGUAACUAGAGCGAGAUUUUUUCCAGAGGUCUAUGCUCUCUUGUACAUUCAGAGUGAGAGUUGCGCGGCCAUACGAACAGUUCAGUGCCGCCCGCUGUGAUUGGGGAGUAGGUGACAUGGCUCCACAAAUUUUUCUUAGGCACGUGAGCUGUUGGUUAGAGCACCUGCACUUCAGUUGGUAUUUUCGUCGCCUGCUUGUCUGCAGCCGAUCCGCAGUUGUCUGCAGCCAAUCUGUAUCUGAAACUUGCUACAGAGGAUGUCUGUUUUUGUCACGCAUACAGCCAAAUGCUUGUGGUGGAUCGCACUGUGCAGUGGCACCAAGAGACAAGGAAACACCUUCAUUAAGUUUUGUUGACUACCGAAGUUCAGAUUUAAGCUCAACGGCUUUGUGGUGGAGGCCUGAAGGUCAUCGUAAAUGUUUCCUUUUUUUUUUAUUUCGAUAAAAAACCCUGUGAAAUUUGGGCAGUAGUUAUGGCUAUCUGCUACUGUGCACAUUGUCGUGAGGAUGUGGUGUCUCCGUAGUCAAAAGGGCAAAGUUGCAAAAAUGCUUCCUUCGGUGCAUGCACUUAUCAUCAAAUGUCAGAUAGUCCAUACUACUCUUAAGCUUUUAUGACACCUCUUGCUCAAGUCUUGCAAACCAGUUGAGUAAAAAAUGCCGAACGGGUGUUCCCUUUUUCAUGUACAUGCAUAGUCGUACUACUGCAGGCCAUGAAAUCUGUGUGCGCUACGCGUUCCGAGUCUGGUUGCACAGGGGGCCACUGCAGUGUUUUGAUGGCUAUUGUGGAUGCCAAAAGGUAGUCGCAUGGUCUGACAGCUAACCCGAUUAGGGUAGUUAGCGGCAGUGCAGAAAUGUGUGUCAGCCCAUGGUGACAAAAGCAACAAAUAAUGGUGUUCACAUAUUUCUACAUGUUAGGGCAACUAAGGCGCUUCUUUGUUUGGUCAGGCCCAAUUGCAAAUUUUUCUACCAGAAUUAUCUAGCCUCUUCGAUGCUGCUAGUGAGCAGCACAGGUUGAAUGCAGACCUACCAAAGUUAUUUUUUUAAGACACUGCACUUGGCCACGAGACUGUAGCUUUACCUAAUUUUUUCAGCUUCAUUUUUAGCUCAGAUAUGUGUUUCACAGAGAGUGAAUUUAUUGGAAAUGUAAUAAUGCAGGUAGGGAAUUAUGUAGUAAAGUCAGUGUUUAAUGUCAUUGAUAGAGAAGGAAAAAUUUCAUGGCAUUAGUGUUGCCACCGUGACGAAAUUGCAGCACUGGAAAAUUGGUUUUUAAUACUCCUAGCUGCACGGUCAGUUGUUUUGUCAUGUCGGAGUGUGCACAAAAUGAAAAACAGAAGAGAACGGAACGGACAACUGUGCUCAGCAGCUUCACAGUCUGUCUCUUUCUUUUGUGUGGUCUCUUUAAUGCCAAUUGAAGCACACUGAACCUAGCCUCAACAUCGGUUUGCCUUGAGCGCAGAGACGGUUUUGUGUGUGUGCGUGUGUGCACGCGCACGGGCGCACUUGCUGCUUCUCAGAGCAGCACACAGCAAUGUGCAGCUCUGAGAAGCUGCAUGAAACAAUUCAUAAAAACACGGUUUUACUUAAAAGUGCUUUUUUUUUUCAUUAUUAUUAUUAUUUUUAUGUCAGCUGCUGAAGUUUCAAGGUAAACAGUUGUAGUUUGCCAACAUGUGCGCUGCUGCUGCUGUUGUCAUAUAUGUGACUUAGCUAUAUAAUUAGCUUAGUAUGCUUUUUUUAUUUUCGUGCUAAGCAACACUAAGCUAGCUUAUUACAAAGAAGUUUGAAAAAAAAUUAACUCUUGAUUAUCAAAUAGAGUACCGGGCAUUUAAUUAUUAAGUGAUUCAAAACAUGCUUUAAUUCACCUUUAAUCACAGCGCCAACCCCGCAGCGUAGGGCUUGCUUGACUAGCUGGGGGGACAAUUUCUCGCGGUAACAUGCCAUUGAGUGCUUUAUGCACAAUAUGCAAGAAUAUAAUAAUAAUCACUGCUCCCACGCUUCGAUGCACUUUUUUUUUUGCUCAAGUGAAUAAAUUAACUGACACCAUAAGCCUACAUGUGCGCUAUGAUCCACUAAGCUAGGCUAAACUGACCCAGCAGGCACUUUCUUGGCUUGAAAUGGAGGCUGUUUUGCUUGAUUGUUAGCGCAACAGAACCUGCAGUCACAUUCACCAACUGAGGAGAAGAAAGUGUGAGAGAUCUUGUUCUGGCAAUGCCGCAAGUGAGAAUCCAGCUGUUAUCAUGCGUCAAGGUCAUCGGAGAAACUUCUGCAAAGUAUAAGUUCUUACACUUUGUUGCCGUAUCAAUUGUGGAUACAGGGCAACGGAAUUUCGCUUUGCUGUCUCUUUCAGCCGCCGCUCGACAUAGCCGUGCGUUGAGCUCAGAGGUGGAAGCAUCUGCGACAUAUUGAGGCUGUGUCGAAAAUGGGCUGUUCUAACCCCGAACAUUGUUUGCCUUCUGGCCGCACACCUUGCAGUUUUUUCUCCAGUGUACGAGUUUAUAUUAGAGCUGUCAAUGUAUGAGCAUUGUUUCGUUUGCAGUGCGCUUUUUGUGACAAAACUGUGCCAUCGGGGGAAAGUUUCCUUCGCUUCGUUUAGGGACCUCUCGCUAUUUAACAGGGGUUUGGUGUUGUAACCUUGUUGUUUUCUUCUAUGAGGAUGUACCUUUAUUGAUUAUUAUGAAUUGCUGUUGUCCCUUGUUUUCCCUUAAUGUAUUGCCCAUCGUUAAUUUAUUUUUCGUGUAAAUACACAUCUUGUGCUGUGUGUGCCGAAGACCUUGUGUACAGACUGUAGAGCUGUAAAAUGAAAAAUUGUUUUCGGGCAGCGGGCAACUUACAAAUCAUGUAUUUGAAAUUCUAUGUGUGCAACUCUAAAAAAGCAGGAGACCUUGCCAUUAAAUUAUUUCUUGUUAUCA
This is a messenger RNA of Rhipicephalus microplus (southern cattle tick), 8351 nucleotides long. RefSeq names its product Ecdysteroid phosphate phosphatase (gene Epp). Gene Ontology annotation, molecular function: protein binding. The record is from RefSeq and is a predicted model, not a curated record. Lineage: Eukaryota; Metazoa; Arthropoda; Arachnida; Ixodida; Ixodidae.